AACCGGGCUCAUUAAAUAAGAGCUCGACAAUAUUACAGUGACCUUGCCAGGGGCGUAUCUCUUGGCUAGGUUUGAAAUGGCUACGUCUUAGCCGGGCAUUGCUUUCAUUUAAGUGUUCUGGCCUAAGAUGGCACUGUACGUCAAGGGCACAUUGUGAACCUUUAACUUGAAAGCAGUUCUUUGAUACCGAGCCGAUAUGUUUGUUGCUGCCCUCAGAAGAAAGGCAUGUUUGAAAAUCCAAAGGGCAGGCAAAUAUUUUAUCAAGCCUGAAUAAGAGAUAUGCCAACGUGAUGUUUGCUGUGCCCGUGUGUAUUAUUCAGUUCCCGAAUGCUCCCAUUAAGUGAUUUAGAGAUCUCAUCUAAAACAAUGCGUCGUUUCUUGGAGUUCCUCAAAAUCGUGUUUCUUCUGGCUGUGGUGGCCAUGGCGGCUCCCGCUGGUCAAGGAGAAGAUGUUGACCCUGAAGACCCAGAGGUCCAGGCCUGCGCCACGUUUGCUGUCGAGUCUUUUAAUCGCUUCUACCAUGAUCCACAUGUGUACCAGAUCACCGAAAUCAAGAGUGUCAGGAGACUGAAUGUUGGUGGAGGUCAAUAUGAAAUAGACCUGGAGGUGAAAAAGACACAGAACCUAAAGGAAAAUCGCUCCAACCCCAAACCUAAAGACCCAACUAACAGAGAGGGUCCAGAGGUGAUGCAGUGUUACUUCAGUGUUCUGUCAAGUAAAUGGAGAAACCAGAGGACAUUACUGAGAAGCAGCUGCCAUUAAUGAAUCUUCACUACGGAGCUUCACCGCAAUACUUCACGCCUUUGGUUUUAAUGCUGAAAAACAAUUUUAACAGUUGCAUUAGU
This is a messenger RNA of Triplophysa rosa, 845 nucleotides long. Its product is annotated as cystatin-1-like. Gene Ontology annotation, molecular function: cysteine-type endopeptidase inhibitor activity. The record is from RefSeq and is a predicted model, not a curated record. Bases 328 to 762 code for a protein of 144 amino acids. The transcript is spliced from 3 exons. Lineage: Eukaryota; Metazoa; Chordata; Actinopteri; Cypriniformes; Nemacheilidae.